This is a messenger RNA of Benincasa hispida (wax gourd), 1889 nucleotides long. Its product is annotated as pentatricopeptide repeat-containing protein At2g20710, mitochondrial-like. The record is from RefSeq and is a predicted model, not a curated record. NCBI's taxonomy places the organism in Eukaryota, Viridiplantae, Streptophyta, Magnoliopsida, Cucurbitales, Cucurbitaceae. Gene Ontology annotation, cellular component: mitochondrion. Gene Ontology annotation, molecular function: protein binding.
UUUAACUCGUUUUUUCUUUUAAUUUUUGUUAUGUUUUAGAAAUAUGAUUAAUAUCGACAUUUCUUAUUGAUAUGAGUAAAAUAUAUCAUAUACUUUUACAUCGACGUUUAAGAGCUCUUGCUCUUGGUUGCAGUCAGAAACCGCCGAACCCUUCUAUUCUCCCGCCGGAACUUCCCGUCGACUCCUCAGUGCUGAAUCCGACUAUGAUAAAGCUCCAUUGCUCUCAGCCAUGGCGUUGUUACUCCAAUUUCAAGGUAUUUCAGGCUCUAUUCUACUCAUCAAAAGCCUUACCUUCUUCUCGAAGUCCUGAGGAUACUCUCUACCGAAGGGUUUCUCAGGCCGGCGAUCCUCGAAUCUCAAUUGUUCGCGUGUUGGUCCAAUGGGUCGAAGAAGGCCGAGAAGUCAAGCAAUCUGACCUGCAAAAGCUCAUCAAGCAGCUCAGGAAGUUCCGUCGCUUCAACCAUGCUCUACAGUUGUGUGAAUGGAUGAGUAAUGAAAGGAACCAAGACCCGUCACCUGGGGACAUUGCUAUUCAGUUAGACUUAAUUUCAAAAGUUCAUGGUUUGGAACAAGCUGAAAAGUAUUUUAGCAGCAUCAGGGAAUCUUCAAGAGAUCAUAAGGUCUAUGGAGCACUUCUAAACUGUUACGUAGAGAAUAAAAAUUUGGAAAAGGCAGAGGCGAUCAUGCAGAAGAUGAGGGACGUAGGAUUUAUGAAAACACCACUUUCCUAUAACGUUAUGUUAAGCCUUUAUGCUCAUCUCGGCAAACAUGAAAAAUUUGAUGAAUUAAUGGAAGAAAUGGAAGAGAUUGGAAUUGCUCGUGAUAGAUUUACAUAUAAUAUUCGUAUGAAUGCUUAUGCAGCUACUUCCAAUAUAACAGACAUGGAAAAGCUUUUGUUGAAAAUGGAGGCAGAUCCACUUGUUACUAUGGAUUGGCAUGCUUAUUUCAUUGUAGCAAAUGGAUAUUUCAAAGCUGAUCUUUCUGAAAAUAGUAUAUUGAUGCUGAAGAGAUCAGAACAACUCAUUGGUGACAAGCAAAAGUGGCUUGCAUAUGAAUGUCUCAUUACACAAUAUGCUGCUAUGGGAAAUAAGGAUGAGGUGUAUCGGGUUUGGAACUUGUACACGAAGUUGACAAGAAGAUACAAUUCAGGAUACCUUUGUAUAAUAAGUUCAUUAAUGAAACUGGAUGAUAUCGAUGGUGCUGAAAAAAUCUUGAAGGAAUGGGAAUCAGGGGAUACAUGUUUUGACUUUAAAAUUCCGAACAUGAUGAUAAAUAGUUACUGUAAGAAGGGACUCGUGGAUAAGGCAGAAGCAUAUAUAAGCAGGCUUACAGAGAAUGGCAAGGAACCACAAGCAAACACUUGGGAUCGACUAGCAAGUGGAUAUCAUGCUAAUGGUUUGACAAAUAAAGCAGUUGAAACUCUGAAGAAAGCAAUCUCAGUUAGUCAACCUGGAUGGAAGCCUAAUUAUCAUACCUUGGCCGCAUGUUUUGAAUAUUUGAAAACAAAUGGAAAUGUGGAGUUAGCAGAGGAAAUCUUUGGGCUCCUUCGCAAACGUGAUAUUGCUGCCUUAAAAAUUUGUAAUAGAUUAGAAGAUUAUAUCCACAGUGAAAACAAAACCUCAAUCAAGUGCCCUGAUCAACUCGGCCUGGAAGGUCAGAAUGAGAGACUCGAUCACGUGUCAGAUCGAAACAAGAUCGACUUUGCUGAGCUAAAGUAUGAGGAAACUUCUGAUUGUAAGUGAAGUUUUUUUUUCCUUCCGAACAUGCUUCCUUGUUAUAGUAUAGCAUUAACUUUUUUCAAUGUUCUUGAAAUACCCAUAUAUUUGGAUUAUUUAAUUUGGGAAAUCUUAUCUUCUUCUAGUAAUCAGCGUGUAGGGAAUUUGCAUCUA